ACCAUGCCUCUGGCUAGAGACCUUUUACACCCUUCCUUGGAAGACAAAAAGAAAAAACAUAAGAAGAAACAGCUGGUUCAGAGCCCAAUUUCUUACUUCAUGGAUGUGAAAUGUCCAGGUUGCUACAAGAUUACUACAGUUUUCAGCCAUGCUCAGACAGUGGUUCUUUGUGUAGGUUGUUCACCAGUGUUGUGCCAGCCCACAGGAGGAAAAGCCAGGCUCACAGAAGGUUGUUCAUUUAGAAGAAAGCAACAGUAAUCAUCUAUACAA
Messenger RNA from Chionomys nivalis (European snow vole), 270 nucleotides. Its product is annotated as 40S ribosomal protein S27-like. Gene Ontology annotation, molecular function: structural constituent of ribosome; RNA binding. The transcript has a single exon. Gene Ontology annotation, cellular component: ribosome; cytosolic small ribosomal subunit. NCBI's taxonomy places the organism in Eukaryota, Metazoa, Chordata, Mammalia, Rodentia, Cricetidae. The coding region runs from base 4 to 258 and encodes 84 amino acids. The record is from RefSeq and is a predicted model, not a curated record. Gene Ontology annotation, biological process: ribosomal small subunit assembly; translation.